This is a messenger RNA of Chenopodium quinoa (quinoa), 2469 nucleotides long. RefSeq names its product serine/threonine-protein kinase STN8, chloroplastic-like. Gene Ontology annotation, biological process: protein phosphorylation. The transcript has 4 exons. Bases 97 to 1587 code for a protein of 496 amino acids. Gene Ontology annotation, molecular function: ATP binding; protein kinase activity. NCBI's taxonomy places the organism in Eukaryota, Viridiplantae, Streptophyta, Magnoliopsida, Caryophyllales, Amaranthaceae. The record is from RefSeq and is a predicted model, not a curated record.
GGACUGACACGUGGCAAAAGAUCAUCCACUGCUGACAGUUCUAUUGUGCAUCUCAGUUUACCACCCAAACAUCAUCAAGCUCUUCUUUGGAAACCUAUGGCUUCUGCUUUGCUUUCUCCAGCUACAAGUGCACAUCCUAAGUCCCUUUCUCUCUCCUUCACUAAACCCAUCAAGCAAAACCAUUUCUUUUCCUUCAUCAACCGACCGAAAAGAAUCAAUGUCAAGUGCAAUGCAUUUUCAGAUAAUAUAAUAGAUGGGUUGGCAGAUACAGUUGCUGCUUUACCGGUUAUUGGUUCUAGUUUUGUAGAAAUACAGGAGAUUGCUGAUACAUUACCGGAAUCUGAAAGGUGGGGAAUCGCGGUGUUUGCUGGUUUGGCUUGGAUAUACCUGACUGCAAGGCCUGGAGUGCUUAUUGGAGCCAUUGAUGCAUACAUUCUAGCUCCUUUGCAAGUGGGUUUUGAUACCUUGACAGGCAGAAGGACACUAAAGAGGUCGGAUUUUCUGAUUACUGAUAAGAUAGGUGAGGGUUCCUUUGGUGUGGUCUAUUCUGGGGUAGUUCUGCCAAAGAACGUAAAUGUGGGAGAAAAUGUGUCCAAGAGGAGCAUGGCAAAAGUUCUUGAAUCUGACAAGAGAUUCAAGGAAAAGGUUAUAUUAAAGCAGGUAAAGCUUGGAGUUAAAGGGGCCAAAGAAUGUGGUGAUUUUGAGGAGUGGUUUAAUUACAGGUUAUCAAGAGCUGCUCCAGAAACCUGUGCUGAUUUUCUUGGAAGCUUUAUAGCUGACAAAACAAACUCACAGUAUACAAAAGGUGGAAAGUGCCUUGUUUGGAAAUAUGAGGGAGAUCUAGACCUUGCAGAUUACAUGAAAGACCGUAACUUUCCUGUGAAUUUAGAGAAUAUCAUGUUUGGUCGAGCAUUAGAAGGAAUGGAUUCUCUUGAGCGCAAUGCAUUGAUCAUCAAGCAAAUAAUGAGACAGAUAAUCGCUUCUUUGAAGAAAAUUCAUGACACUGGCAUUGUUCAUCGGGAUGUAAAGCCAGCAAACUUAGUAGUGACCAAGAAAGGACAGAUCAAGCUCAUAGAUUUUGGUGCAGCAGCUGAUCUUCGUAUUGGUAAGAACUAUGUCCCAGAUCGGGGUCUGCUGGACCCUGACUAUUGCCCUCCUGAACUGUAUGUACUCCCAGAGGAAACCCCAAGGCCGCCUCCAGAGCCUAUUGCUGCAUUACUUUCUCCAAUCCUAUGGCAGCUCAAUAGCCCUGAUCUAUUUGAUAUGUAUUCAGCUGGGAUAGUUCUUCUGCAAAUGGCUGUACCAUCUCUGAGGUCCACAGCAGGCUUAAAAAACUUUAACAAUGAAUUGAAGUCUGUAGGAUAUGAUUUAAACCGCUGGAGGGAGCGCACUCGAAGUAGGCCUGAUCUAAGGAUAUUAGAUCUGGACAGGGGAAGAGGAUGGGACCUUGUAACAAAGCUUAUCUCAGAGGGGGGAUCCUUUAGACGAGGUCGUUUAUCAGCCGCUGCUGCUCUUAGACAUCCUUAUUUCUUGCUUGGUGGUGAUCAAGCAGCUGCAGUUCUCUCUAGAUUGAGCUUGACCAGAUAGUAAUCCUUCAGGAUCUUGUGCACCUGUUUUCUCAAGGCUCUUUUCAUUUUUGUAAGUAUCAUCAGUAAUAUCCUCCCACCUAUUUCAUUGCAACUUUUUCCAAUAUGAAUAUACAAAUAACAAACAGAGCUUUUGUUGAGAGUUUACACACACUUGUUUCACAGAAAUUUCUUCCCUGAAUUCGUGUUAACUUUUAAAACACAUCAGAAGAAAAACCUUUCUUUCGUUCACUGGUCUUGAGUUUUGAAGAACAAUGAAUUAACUAAUUACUUUUUAAUGUUACCUCAAAGAUGGUAGAUAAAAAGAGGUUGGUUAUGUCAAUUUUCUCAGAUCAGCUAGAUUCUGAUCGUGCAUAAGGAUGCUCGUCUUUUCCUUGCUAUAUACAACAGGAGGCAUGUGUAAUUCUGAAAACUUCCUUCGAAUAUCAAUACAUUUUUCUUUCCCUCAAUGGAAUACAUAAACAUCUAUAGUUGUUGAUUGUCAAGGAAAAUCAAAUGAGUGACUUCCUUUUUAUCCAGAAGCUCUGUAUGUACUCAGGCAAGUCUUUUCCUUGCUAAAUUUUUGAAUUGUAAUUGAGCAAGUACUAAAAGCUUUAUCUUUUGCUCUUAUAUUAACCUGCCAAAAGCAGCUAAUAAUGAAAAGGGAGUUGCAUUCUAUUGUCUAAUUGACCCAAAUAGUAAAUUUUGCUAAAGGUUAUUCUCAUGCUCACUUUGAUUGUACUUUUAGCAAUUUACACUCAUCCAGAAGUUUGCAGAGACAUUGUCAUUUUGUCAAGUGACUUUUGAUACUCUAUGGUUUUGUUAUUAGUGAUUGACCUCAAUUUUUUUUUUUUUUGAUGUUAAUUUCCUAAUAUAAUACUUUUUAAGUAUAGUUUAGGAUUUU